This is a messenger RNA of Toxotes jaculatrix (banded archerfish), 1876 nucleotides long. Its product is annotated as glycogenin-1-like. Gene Ontology annotation, molecular function: glycosyltransferase activity. The transcript is spliced from 7 exons. NCBI's taxonomy places the organism in Eukaryota, Metazoa, Chordata, Actinopteri, Toxotidae. The record is from RefSeq and is a predicted model, not a curated record. Gene Ontology annotation, cellular component: cytoplasm. The coding region runs from base 1 to 1149 and encodes 382 amino acids.
AUGACCCGGAAAAUGUGGGGCUUAAUUCCUGUGUUGGACUGCUCUCAGCUGCUGCGCCUCUGCCCUUCGCAGUGCAAACCGUCCGUCAUCCCCAUCGCGACUUCCGACCCUCGGGCGCACUCUCCUCAGCCCACCAUGUCGGACCAAGCUUUUGUGACACUGGCCACCAACGACAGCUACGCCAAGGGAGCAAUGGUCCUCGGCCAGUCGUUACGUAAUCACAACACAACCAAGAAACUGGUUGCGCUUGUAGGACCUCAUGUUGCAGAACCUUGCAGGGAUGCACUAAGUUCCAUUUUUGAUGAGGUGUGUGUGGUGGACCUCAUGGACUCAGGCGAUGUGGCUCAUCUGGCCCUGAUGAAGCGUCCGGACCUGGGAGUAACAUUCACCAAACUGCACUGCUGGACACUCACACACUACAGCAAGUGUGUGUUCAUGGACGCAGACACACUGGUGCUGUCAAAUAUAGAUGAGCUCUUUGAAAGGGAGGAGCUAUCUGCAGCACCGGAUCCUGGUUGGCCAGACUGUUUCAACUCCGGGGUUUUCGUCUUCAGACCGUCCAAUGAGACACACGAGAAGCUGCUCGCGUUCUGCGGUGAAAACGGCAGCUUUGACGGUGGAGAUCAGGGGGUUCUCAACAGUUUCUUUAACACCUGGGCGACAGCAGAUAUUUCUAAACACCUUCCCUUCAUCUACAACCUCAGCAGUAUCGCCAUCUACUCCUACCUGCCAGCUUUCAAACAGUACGGCCAUGACGCAAAGGUGGUCCACUUCCUGGGCAAGGUGAAGCCAUGGAACUACUCCUAUGACGCUCAGAGGGGCGAGGUCAAAGGUCACUCCCUGUCGCCUGACCCGUGCCACCUACACCCCGACUACCUGCUCAUGUGGUGGCAACUUUACGCCAAAUCUGUGCAGCCUUUACUGCAGCAGGCCUACGGGGACGCGGCCUUCGACAGCGGCUUUGUGGAGGCGAGCGAGAACGGUAAGCUUCGUGAGGAUGUGAGGGAGCAGCUGGCAGCCUGUGCGCCUCCUCCCCAGAAGAUUUCAUCAGAGGAGAGGAAGCAGCGCUGGGAAGCGGGCCAGAUCGACUACAUGGGCGACGACUCCUUCGCCAACAUCGAGCGAAAGCUUGACUCCUUCUUGAAGUAGCAGUCGGGGCGAGGGAUCGAGAUGGACAGAGAGAACCAUUUGAAGCUCUGUGAGGGUGGGGAUUUUACCACCACUCAGCCAAUCACAGGGGCUUGAUUAGCAGGUGACUGAAUGAAUGCCUCUGUGCAAGUUUCAGCCUCACCCUCUGCAUCCUGUCAGUGUGUAUAAAUGACAGUUUGACACAAUUCCCACACACUCUUACCAUUCAUUUCUUUUCUCUUAAAGGGCAUGUUUGACAUUUUGUUUACCGAGAGUUUGAUAAGAAGAUUGAUACCGCUCACGUGUCUGUGCUUAGCAUAAAGACACGAUAGAGGCACAAACAGCUUUCUCCAUCUACUCUGUGAUGUGGUUGCACAGCGUUCCAUAUGCAAAUCUUAUUUUUCUAACAUUAUCCAGUCAGAGAUGACAUCUUCAGUCAUAUUUUUGUAAUCCCACAGAUGUUCAUGAUCUGCUCAGGAAGACAAAAUGUUUACCCAAAGGCGAAAGCAAUGUUUAUAACCAAUACAUAUUUGCAUUGUCUUUACGCUCGGCUCUGCACAGCUGUUGCCUGUGAUAGGCCAUAAUUAAAUGUUGAAUUUAAACGUUGGUUUCAAUGCAGGCAAACAUUUUAGAAUUCCGGGCAGAGAUUAAAACAUUUGUGAAAUCAUGAAAAUAUCUCUGGAGAUGCAAUUCACUGCUGAGAGGAAAAAAAAGAAAAAAAGAAGUGUACCUGUGCAUCGCUAUGUAA